UCUAACCCCUUUCCUCCUCCUCCUCUCCUAGGCAAAAUGUCGGAAGGAAACGCCUCCGGCGAGCCCAGCGCUCCAGGAGGACCCCGGCCCCUCCUCACCGGUGCCCGGGGCUUCGUCGGGCGAAGGCCCGCGCCCCCACUCACUCCCGGCCGCCUUCCCUCGAUCCGCUCCCGGGACCUCACCCUCGGGGGCGUCAAGAAGAAAACCUUCACCCCAAAUAUCAUAAGUCGGAAAAUCAAAGAAGAGCCCAAGGAAGAAGUAACUGUCAAGAAGGAGAAGCGAGAAAGAGACAGAGAUCGGCAGAGAGAGGGCCAUGGGCGCGGCCGAGGGCGUCCAGAAGUGAUCCAGUCCCAUUCAAUCUUUGAACAGGGCCCUGCUGAAAUGAUGAAGAAAAGGGGGAACUGGGAAAAGACAGUGGAUAUGUCGGACAUGGGACCGUCUCAUAUCAUCAAUAUCAAAAAAGAGAAGAGAGAGACAGAUGAAGAAACAAAACAGAUCCUACGUAUGCUGGAGAAGGAUGAUUUCAUUGAUGACCCUGGGCUGAGGAAUGACACUCGGAACAUGCCUGUACAACUUCCUCUGGCCCACUCAGGGUGGCUUUUUAAGGAAGAAAAUGAAGAGCCUGACAUGAAACCUUGGCUGGGUGGUCCUAAAGAAGAGGAGAUGGAGGUCGACAUGCCUGCUGUGAAAGUGAAAGAGGAGCCACGAGAUGAAGAGGAAGACACCAAGAUGAAGGCUCCUCCCAGGAGAGCCAGAAAGACCCCUAGUCUCCCGAAGGACAUAUCUGUGGCUGACCUACUCAGGGACCUGAGCCUCACCCAAGAGGAAGAGCUGUUAUUCCUGCAGCUACCCGACACGCUCCCUGGCCAGCCACCCACUCAAGACAUCAAGCCUAUAAAGACUGAGGUGCAGAGUGAAGAAGGACAGAUGGUGGUUAUAAAGCAGGAAAAAGACCGGGAAGCCAGACUGGCAGAGAAUACAUGUACCUUGGCUGACCUGACAGAGGGUCAGGUUGGUAAACUGUUAAUCCGAAAGUCAGGAAAGGUACAGCUCCUUCUGGGCAAGGUGACUCUGGAUGUGACCAUGGGGACUGCCUGCUCUUUCCUGCAGGAGCUGGUGUCUGUGGGUCUUGGAGACAGUAGGACGGGUGAGAUGACAGUUCUGGGACAUGUGAAGCACAAAAUUGUAUGUUCCCCCAAUUUCGAGUCGCUCCUGGAUCACAAACACCGAUAAAAGGAACAGAUGGAGGAUGGUGGUGAUUAUUGUCGCUGCUGCUACCAGCCCUAGAGGUGUUGUUCUCAAUUCAGUGCAACGAAAAAUGGGUCAGUUUAGCCCACCCAGUGCAGAGCCUUCGUUCUGGCUUCCCUCCUGUCACAGCAGUGAGUUGCAGCAUGGAUGCAAUCCAUCCUCAUUCUGGGACUUUGUCGGUCUAUUUAUUUUUCUAUUGUAUCUUCUCUCCAGCGGAUUGUAGCCUUGAUGGAGGGGGAGGUCUGUAGAUGGUCCAGGCUCUUUGUCCUGGGGCCACAUAUUGGUGCUCAGGCCUCGAGUGGAAUCACACCUGCUGCUUGCUCCUCCUGAGGCAGUGGCAGGGAGACAACGGGGAAGAUUUGACUCAGACUGUGUCCCAGCUGUGUGGGACAUUGGUCAAACUACCUAACCUUUCUGAGCCUCCUAUUCCUCAUCUGACAUAAAUGGGGAUUCUCCUACCUCAUGGGGUUGUUGGGAGUCUUUAAGAAGUAUUAUAGAUGAAAAGUCAUCUCUGGGCCAGACAUAAUGGUAGGCAUUCAAUAAAUUUGUUUUCUUUUGCCUCAGAUUUUUUCAGAAAGACAGCUACAGAUCUCCCAGAGACAAGUCACUCUAAGUCAAGGGCUUUUUGUUCACAGGGGUUAGGCAUUCCUACGUCUUCUCAAAUAAGCAGCAUCCUUGGCACUCUGCAGAAAAAAGAUGAGGCAUGUCUGCUUUCUUGGUUAUUGGUGCCUAUGCCAAGGCUGCUUUGGGUGAAGCUGUGGAAACCACUUCUGGAGCAGGGACAAACCACACAGGCCCAGUCAAGCUGCCUCCUCCUAACAGUUCAGUGGUCCCAGAGGUUUUGAAGGGAUACUUGUCCCUUAUUUUCUCACUUUCUUUCCCCACUGAGCCCUUUCCAGCAUGACUGGGACUUAGCUACACUGAUCGGUGUAAGCUGCCCAGCCAAUAGCUAUGAGAGGGACUGAGGAUUGAAUCCCCUCGUUGCCCGCUUCAUAACUCAACACCCUAGGGAGCUGUUGGGAAGUGUGGAUCUGGGUGUUCUUUCCUUGCUGUGGAAGGAACACAAAUGUUCCUUGGAGACAUGUGCCCUGGAAAUCCUGUUUGUUACAAACUGUGGUUUGUUACUUCAAUACUUGUUUCUCCUUUUGACUGGCAGGUGCACUACCAGUGGAUCUCCACUGUGAGUCUCUUUUUCUACUCAGUUUGGUUCAUGAACAUCUUUCUGCUGUUUUGGCCAACUCACAGACCCUUGUUAGAUGUUUGGUAGUUUUCAGUCUUUUAGGUCUUUGACUUCCAAGAAAACUUGAGGAAGAGAAUGCAUUACUUUCAUUUUUGCCAAUUACCAUUUCAGGUAUUUGAAUAAUUAAAUUUAAUGACCCUGCAUCAGAGUCCUCAUGAUCCUAUGUCUGUGUUGCUCAGAUUGAAUGUCAUCAAUAAAAGUGUAGAUAAAA
Suncus etruscus (white-toothed pygmy shrew) is the source of this 2699-nucleotide messenger RNA. RefSeq names its product RNA polymerase III subunit D (gene POLR3D). The coding region runs from base 37 to 1233 and encodes 398 amino acids. The transcript is spliced from 8 exons. Gene Ontology annotation, biological process: transcription by RNA polymerase III. The record is from RefSeq and is a predicted model, not a curated record. Gene Ontology annotation, cellular component: RNA polymerase III complex. Lineage: Eukaryota; Metazoa; Chordata; Mammalia; Eulipotyphla; Soricidae. Gene Ontology annotation, molecular function: DNA binding.